This is a messenger RNA of Morone saxatilis (striped sea-bass), 2636 nucleotides long. Its product is annotated as guanine nucleotide-binding protein G(olf) subunit alpha-like. Gene Ontology annotation, molecular function: G-protein beta/gamma-subunit complex binding; GTP binding; G protein-coupled receptor binding. NCBI's taxonomy places the organism in Eukaryota, Metazoa, Chordata, Actinopteri, Moronidae. The record is from RefSeq and is a predicted model, not a curated record. Gene Ontology annotation, biological process: adenylate cyclase-modulating G protein-coupled receptor signaling pathway. Gene Ontology annotation, cellular component: heterotrimeric G-protein complex.
CUAAAGGAUCAGGUGAUCCACUAAACUACGAAGCGAAGGCUGACUGGGGAAAAUGCAAAAUGACAUAUAGCAAAUGUCGGAGCAUAAUUCAUUCACAUUUUUCGGCUCUUAUUCGGACUUAAAACGCACCGCUGGAGCUCCAAUGUAACGAUGGCUCGUUAGGGCUGGUGGCGCAACUGCGAUUUUUUUGGGAUAUUUUAAUUUAUGAAAAAUCACAUUCACAGACAAAUAUUGGUUUCAACAUGGGGCUGUGCUACAGUUUGCGUCCCCGGCUCUUCGGGGACCUGAGCGGGUCUAUCUCCAACGCUACCUCGGACUCGGACCAGCCUCCGGACGCCGCCGUGCCGACCCGCGCCGGGGGAGCUCGCCAGGAGGACACCGGGGGAUGCGGGGAGAGCUCGUCGCUACGCGGCGGCGGCGGCGGCCCGGUGCGCCCCGGGGACCCUGCCAGGCUCCCGGCCGGGGAGCACCGCCGUGGAGACACCGGUACCGACGGUGUGCUCAUACAAAACGGUGGCGGCGGAGGUGGUGGUGGUGGCGGCGGUGGAGGUGGAGGAGGCAGCGGGAAGGGGACAGGGAAGGACCGCGGCCGACGCUUACCGCUGCUUCAAAAGGCAAGCACCCAAAAGCAGAAAAACUGGGACAAAUUGCUGGUGGAGGAGAAGGAGGCCGAGAAGGAGGCGAAGAAAGUCAGUAAGAAUAUUGACAGGGCGCUGAAGGAGCUCAAACGGGAGUAUAAACAGACGCAUCGGCUGCUGCUGCUCGAGAAAAGAAACAGAAAAUCCAAGAUAUUCGGAAAAACGUGAAGGAUGCCAUAGUGACUAUAGUGUCUGCGAUGAGCACUUUAAUACCCCCAGUCCCGCUAGCCAACCCAGAGGACCAAUUCAGAAUCGAAUACAUCAAAAGCAUAGCACCUCUCUCUGACUUUGACUACUCACAGGAGUUCUUUGAUCACGCGAAGAAGCUGUGGGACGACGAAGGAGUGAAGGCAUGCUUCGAGAGGUCCAAUGAGUACCAGCUCAUCGACUGUGCACAAUAUUUCCUGGACAGAAUUGACUCCGUAAGACAGAACGACUACACACCAACGGACCAGGACCUGCUACGCUGCCGAGUGUUAACUUCAGGGAUUUUCGAGACGAGGUUCCAAGUAGACAAAGUGAACUUUCACAUGUUUGAUGUUGGGGGCCAGAGAGAUGAAAGGAGAAAAUGGAUCCAGUGCUUUAACGACGUCACUGCUAUCAUCUUUGUGGUGGCCAGCAGCAGCUACAACAUGGUAAUAAGGGAAGACAAUAACACCAACAGGCUACGGGAAGCCCUGGACCUCUUCCGCAGUAUUUGGAACAACAGAUGGUUACGCACUAUAUCGGUCAUAUUAUUCCUGAACAAGCAGGACAUGCUGGCUGAGAAAGUAUUAGCUGGAAAAUCCAAAAUUGAAGACUACUUCCCCGAAUAUGCUCGCUACACCAUACCAAAUGAAGCAACUCCUGAACCUGGUGAAGACCCCAGAGUGACGAGAGCUAAGUUCUUCAUCCGAGACGAGUUUCUUCGGAUCAGCACUGCGAGUGGCGACGGCAGACACUACUGCUACCCCCACUUCACCUGCGCCGUGGACACAGAGAACAUCCGGCGGGUGUUCAACGACUGCCGGGACAUCAUCCAGAGAAUGCACCUGCGGCAGUACGAACUCUUGUGAUGGGAGACCGCCUCCGUCAGCCUUCUGUGUUUUUCUCCACCAUUCUGCAUCCUUGACGAACCCUUCCUCCUCCUCCUCUUCCUCCUCCCUCUUCCAAUCCUCCUCCCUUACCCCUCACCCCCUUCCUCCUCCCCCUCCCAAAGAAACCCUCAACAAACCCCCCUGACCACCCCUCCUGUCGAGGACUAUGAAGUACUACUGAAGUGUGUCAAAUCCUCUUCCUCUUCUUAACUUCUUAGCUUUUUGUACUUCUUUAUUUUUUUUUCUCUCUCUCUGAGACCGAUUCAUCCCCAUUUCACCGACGUGAAAGGAAGGUUGGGGAACAAAGUUGUUGCGUGCCGCUUACUUUUAUUUUUUCUUUUUCAUCUUUUUUCUUUUUAAUCCUUCCUUUUGAAUGCCUUGAUUUUUGUCAUUCCACUAAGCCUUGGGCUACCUCCUGUUUUUUGUUUUUUUGUUGCCCCUUUGUGUCCUUCUGUUUCUCGGCUUUGUCAUUGGACCUGGACUGAUGGGUGUGGAUACAUUCAACACACCUGCAGGACCUCAGUGUAGAGGCAGUGUGUGUUAACGUGUGCGUGCAACGAAGAGAAGGAGGAAAUGCCAUGUGAGCGAGCGCAUGCGUGUGUGUUUAUGUUUGUGUGUCACCUGCCGGUUAAAGCCGGCAUCACCACCAUGACCUUUGCCCUUUGACCUUUUUUUUUUUAUUAUUAUUUUAAAUUUUAUUUUUUUUUUGCCCCGUCACCCCCUCUGACCUGCUUCUCCUCUCCGCGUGGAAGACGACUGGACGGCGACGACACCGGAGAGCGACGGGGGAGCGGACGAGAGGGGAAACCGAGUGGAUGAAGAGAUAAAUGCACUUUGCAUCAGGUUCCUUAAUAACUUUUUUUUUUUUUUUUUUUCUUUUCGUUGUUGUUGUUGUUGUUUUUUCUUCCAGAGAGAACAUAAC